GAGCCAGCACAUGUCCUUCACACCCCACACUCCUUCAGUCCCUGUUUUCUGUUUCUGUGCUUGACGCACCUCCUUCGCUAGUCGAACCCAAUCGCACUCUUUCCGAACCGAAUACCUCUGAACUUUUUUUUUCAACGCUCAAAACUACUAUCAAAAUGAAGACUUCCAUCGCUGCCUCCAUCCUGGGCUUCGCCCUCGCCGCCUCAGCCGGCCCGGCUCGCAUCUUCCCCCGAAACUUUUACACAAUGAUGAAACGAGGCUCGCUGCCUGUGCCGCAGGGCAACGGCACUGAGACCUUCUCCGAACCCAAGGAAAUCACCGGUGUCUUUGACGGAGGCCUCAAGACAUACGGCCGCGGCGUCUCUUGCACUGGCCAAGCCGAGGGCGGCAACUCCGACGCCGUGUUCCUGCUCAAGGACGGUGCUACGCUCAAGAACGCCAUUAUUGGCAAGGACCAGAUCGAGGGUGUGCACUGCGAGGGUUCUUGCACGAUUGAGAAUGUGUGGUGGGUGUCUGUAUGUGAAGAUGCUCUCACACUCAAGGGCGAUGGCGAUGCUACCGUUAUCGGAGGCGGCGCCACAGCCGCACAAGACAAAGUGAUCCAGCACAACGGCAAAGGCACCGUCACAAUCGAAAACUUCACUGUCGACAACUUCGGCAAACUCUACCGCGCCUGCGGCAACUGCAAGGAGAGCGCCGAGCGCCAUGUCGUUAUCAAGGGCGUCAAAGCGUCAAAUGGAAAGUUGCUUGCGGGUAUCAACUCAAACUUUGGUGACUCGGCUACGAUUGAUGCGGCUACUUGUGCUACGGGUGUCAAGGAGAUUUGCGAAGAGUUCAAGGGAACGACGCCUGGUAACGAGCCGGAUUCUGUGUCAACGGGCCCGUCGAGUGCUUGCAAGUUCUCUGGGUCGGUUGCUGCGUGCUAGGUGGGCUGCGCGAUGGGGAUGAUUGCUGGAAAAUGUGUCAUCCCUAGCUGCCAUGCGUGGUUGAGCGCUGGAAGCAAUGCGGAAGUGUGGCA
Bipolaris sorokiniana ND90Pr is the source of this 1018-nucleotide messenger RNA. RefSeq names its product polysaccharide lyase family 3 protein. Gene Ontology annotation, cellular component: extracellular region. The coding region runs from base 156 to 926 and encodes 256 amino acids. Gene Ontology annotation, molecular function: pectate lyase activity. Gene Ontology annotation, biological process: pectin catabolic process. NCBI's taxonomy places the organism in Eukaryota, Fungi, Ascomycota, Dothideomycetes, Pleosporales, Pleosporaceae. The transcript is spliced from 2 exons. The record is from RefSeq and is a predicted model, not a curated record.